CGUGCGCAGGCGCGGACCUGCAGUCAUGACGGGCCACAGUUAGGAGAGUGCUGGUCAGAGUAGUGUAGUGAUUCAUUAGUUUAAGGAGUUUCAGGAAGUUUUUUGAGGUACAAAAUGUUCAAUACAAGUUUCGAAGACUACUGCGAUUUUAAUGACAGCAUCUGCAGCAAUGAUUCCGGCAUCGAAAGGUCCUACGCAGACUCCCUCGCUACGCCGACGUCAGUCAACAGCACUCCCUUGAAACCAACUGGUCUAGGAGCAAAUUUCGUAUCUGACAAAUCCCAUGUAAGGAGAAAACUAUUUUCCGAUAGCUAUGAAUUUCCCUUCGAAGAUCCCAUGGAUAUCAAAGAAUUCGAAAAUAACUUGCAAGGUGUAGAUAAUACUUCAACUCCUAUUAAAUCCAAGAAAAGAGAAGCCAAGGAUCCUAAUAAGCCGAAGAGAAAAUACGCCAAUGGAAAGAACAGAGUAACGAGAUGCAAGAGCCCGACACAAAUUAUGAAGAUAAAAAGGAACAGAAGAAUGAAGGCCAAUGACCGAGAGAGAAAUAGAAUGCAUAUGUUGAACGAGGCUCUGGAUAGAUUAAGAUGUGUGCUGCCCACGUUCCCUGAAGAUACUAAGCUGACAAAAAUAGAGACCCUAAGAUUUGCACAUAAUUAUAUUUUUGCAUUAAGCCAAACUUUAGAAUCGUUAGAUAAUAUCAACUCCGGAAACACACCAACCGGGGUAUCACAAAAUUAUGAGAAAAUACAAAAUUAUUCUAUUGCUGGUGAAAAAACAACCAAGGAUGCCUUUAGAGACAUCUUUCUCAUUCCAAAUAAAACUGAAGAGUACAACAGUGAUGGAAGCUAUCGUAAUUUCCAAGGCUUCAGCCGACCGUUUCCGAACGGGUCAAAUUUUAUGCAGACUUCAGAGGGAGUGCUGAUCAACGUCGGGAAUGUCACCGUGUCCGUCAAUAACAAAGGUGGAAAUUGUAUCACUUCUACUACUGGCACUGGAUUUUUCACCAACCCGUCGAGUUUCGGAGACGAAUCACUUCAACAGCAUUAUAACAACCAGAGGCCCUUCCCAACAGAUGGCAACUAUAGUGAUAUAGUAUAUGCUCAGAAUAGUUCCGAAGAAUAUUUUAAUCAGAAAAAUUAUGAAAUCUUUAGGAAUGCCUUUGACAAUGCUAAAAAUAAAAGAGCUCCUAAGACUGAAAAUGAGUUUACCAAUUCUUACGAUAGUUAUACAAAUAAUUUUUAUGGCUAUAACGAGAGGCAUUAUUUUAAUGGUGAAAAUUUAUAUCAUCAGAAUAAUUCUUAUUACAACGACCAAAGGUGUUAUAGAAACUUUUAUAAUAGAGCACAUAGUGUAGUUAAUGCUCAAAUUUGAAUAACAUUGUAUUAAUGUGAGGUAAAACUAGUCAUUUUAUAUAAUAUUUACAAUAAAUUUAAAUUUAGUGUAAUUUUUUUUUUCAAAAAAGACAAUAACAUGUAAGACGGUGUUGUAAAGAAUGUAAGUAAUAUCAGAAGUUAAAUAUACCAAAGUUUA
Plodia interpunctella (Indianmeal moth) is the source of this 1530-nucleotide messenger RNA. RefSeq names its product target of Poxn (gene tap). Lineage: Eukaryota; Metazoa; Arthropoda; Insecta; Lepidoptera; Pyralidae. Gene Ontology annotation, molecular function: protein dimerization activity; DNA-binding transcription factor activity, RNA polymerase II-specific; E-box binding. Gene Ontology annotation, cellular component: nucleus. The transcript has 2 exons. The record is from RefSeq and is a predicted model, not a curated record. Bases 115 to 1371 code for a protein of 418 amino acids. Gene Ontology annotation, biological process: sensory organ development; axon development; positive regulation of transcription by RNA polymerase II.